UUUUUUUCUUCUUUCUUUCUGUACCCACGUUGCCAAAGAAGUCGACGCGCCAAUACGGAUAUUUAGUGAGUGUGUGCGCUUGCCUGCGUGUACAAAGACUGUCUUAUAGCGCCGACCGCACUGGUCGGAAUGCCGGAGAACGUCAGAUCCAGUUACCCUUAGCAUCCACCGCCACCACUGACUGCGAUCGUAAACCGACAACUGUUUCGUUCCGGCGUGCGUCUGCUGGCACUGGUUUUUCUGCGAGACGUUAGGAUGCACAACACGUGAAGAGAUCCCGGUGGUAAAGUGUGCCGAGGGAGCUGCGAGCUCCUUUCUUCAGAGGGACCACAUCGUUCCAGCUCGCCUUAGGGCCUCGACGACUGCUGUAGCAUCGUAAGCAGGUAACGUGUAGCAAACCUUACAGGGAUCUUCAGAAGGCUAACGAAGAGGCUUGAUGUAAAACUCGAAGCAAAGCUUCCAGAAGAAGUCGCCUCAGCAGCUGCGCAACUCUAUACUGAUGAAGACAGACCGUCGUGUUUCUUAAGAGGAAGCGAAUUCAGUCAAGCCCAGGCACGGAAAGGAGCGAGUUCGGAAAGCAUUGCUAUUAGACUUCUGACCUCGAAGAAGUGACGGUUCGCCAAGUGCCCCUUUACAUUGUCGUGACGUCUCGCUUUAUAGUGCGCAAAAAGCAGAAGGAAUCGACAUUGUGAACAGGAGAGGUUGUGACGUAAGAGUGACCGCAGAAUAGAAGGGCGCGGCCUGUAGCGAGGGUAAGCAGUGUGAAUGGCGGGGAUGAGAUUGCCCUUCAAACACAAUUGGAGAGAGAUAGCGUGGGGGAGCAAGCCGAGGUAACAAAGAGCCCGCUUCCAGUAUGCCACACAUUCGCGAGAGGUGCUCGACCGAAGGAAGACGUGCGAUGACGGGAUCAACGGCAUCGGUCUCUGAGAAGUGCAUCGCGCGCAGCACGUGACGGGGUGACUGGCAAAAGCACUCAGCUUUGGUGACACGCUAAGGUUCCAUAGGAGAAGACGGGCCUUCAUUCAGUGCGACGAACAGAGACAGCCCGAGAAACGGUGGAGUGUCAACGCUUGCGGCACGUGUGUGUUUUAGAUCGACGCUGCUUGUUUGAAGUGCCGUGCCCGUCGUGCAGGACGAAACCCCAUCCCAUCGGGACUGCGUACACUGGAACUCGAGCGAUAGUUCGAGAAUCGUACGUCUCCGAAAAUCGACUCGAAAGGCGUGCUCGCUUCUUUAAAAUUUCAUUUGAGACGCCGGCAACAGCAUUUACUUAGUUCGCUUUUUUUCCACGCAGAAAGUCAAAAAGUGAUCAAUCACACUGAUCGGUACAUUUGUUUAGAGCGCGAGACUAUACAAGGAAGGGAACACCUGGUUGGGCAAGAUCCGUGACUCAGCAAGUUUCGUGAACGCUCAACCAACACCGAUUAUCCAGGAACUGCUACGUGAAUUCGCUCCGUUUUAUUUAGAAAGAGCCUGCUCGGAAUAUACCGUCGGGACUACUCUAUUACGUGACGACCACUAUAGUACACAGAACGUCGCCGUUGACAGCUCAGGCUGUAGGGAGAGUACGGUGACUGCUCGUCCAUCACGCACGCUGUAGGGAUCUCGAUGAAAGAUUAGGUAAAAGUCAGAGUUGCACGUGGCAUCACGUCGAGGAUAUCCCGUAAGCCUUGGCGGGAGACCCAAGAAGGAGUGUGUAGAGGAGAAACUGCCUUUGAAAGAGAAAAGUCACUCAAGACUGACCGUAGACUUCGUUGCAAGCGCGGUGCGCAUCACAUCGGCCCCCCAAUUCUCCUGCAAGCUUUCGGCGACGCACUCGAAGCAGCGGCUUCUGACAGUAUUCACUAAGUUAGCAGCAACUGUGUGUGGAGUCAUUCGUCGUGACGCCCUUCUACUUUGCAACACUCGGCCGAAGCUCGCAAGCUGCGUCGCGGCUUCGCGCCAGCUGCUGCAAGACAUGGACGUUCGUCUCAACCUGGCGCCGGCGGCCGUCGCCGCCGCUGGGCCGCGCAUCUUGGACGACUACCGGGCGAGUCAGCCGUUUUUAGGAAGCGUGGCCACUCCGAGGUCCCAGUCCGUGCGCUGUGAUCUUCCACCGCCCAGGCUGCCGGGCAACAGCGAGAAGGAGCAUGUUGUCAACCAAACGUUGGCAACCGACACAAAAGCACCGGUCGUCCCAAGCCAGUCUGCGGCUGAAGCCAAAGCCACUAACGGUGGUUUUCUCUCGGUUCUCCUGGCGGCGUGCAUCGCAUCUCUGGGUGGCAUCCUCUUCGGCUACGAUUCCGGGAUAAUAUCCGGCGCUCUGCUUCAAAUCAGGGAGAUCUUCGACUUGUCCUGCGUCGUCCAGCAGCUGGUUGUGGGAAGCCUGUUUCUGAGCGCAUUCAUAUCCUCAUUUUUCGGAGGCGUCCUGGUCGACAACCUGGGACGCAAGAGGGCGCUGCUGCUCGCCAGUGCCCUCUUCUUGAGCGGAUCGGCGCUGCAGAGCCUGAGCACGAGCCUCGCCAUGUUCGUCACGGGACGGUUCAUCACUGGCUUUGCCGUCUCGCUGUCGACCACGGCGCAGUGCACCUACAUCGCCGAGAUAUCACCAGCGGUGCAUCGUGGCCUGCUGAUGUCCCUGAACGAAGUAGGCAUCACCAUCGGCUUCUUAUUGGCCUACACGGUCAACUACUCCUUCAUCUCCUACGAGAAUGGCUGGCAGCUCAUGUUUGCCGUCGCUACGUGCCCGGCCUUGCUGGAAAUGCUGGGGACACUGUUCCUGCCGCAAAGCCCACACUUCCUCGUGCUCAAGGGACGUCAUGAUGAGGCUCGGAAAGUACUCAACGUUAUCCAUGGCGAGACCGCGGCUUCGCAGGAGCUCAAUCGCAUGCAGAAAUCGCUGCUGGAAGAACAGAAUUACCGCUAUCGAGACCUCUUCACGCCUGGGCUGAGAGGGAGGAUGAUGGUGGGCGUCGGUCUCGUCAUUCUGCAACAGUGCACUGGACAAACAAACGUCAUCUACUACGCCCCUACUCUACUCAAGCAUCUCGUUUGCACCAACGUCGCUGCCACCCUCGCUUCCGUGGGUCUUGGAGCCGUCAAGGUUGGUGCAGCGCUCUUCGCCCUUCUGGUCUUGGACCGCCUGGGCCGUCGGGUCUGCCUCUGCACCGGAGUGCUCCUCAUGGCCAUAAGCAUCUUCGCCCUGGGAAUGCUCGCCAAGUUUUCCUACGGGAGUUCGGGACACAGCAUCUCACUACGCUGCCGAGACAGGCCUAGCGUCUUCAACGCCUCCGCGAUUCAUUAUUCCCAUAUGACUCCCCCUGGCUACGACCCAGAGGUGAUGACGACUCAUGUCCCAGCCCCGAUGGUGCUCGUGAACUCCAACGUGCCUUCCUCUACGAACCAGCGGCACAAAAGGGAGAGCGGCGCAUUUUCCUCAGACUCAACCGGUUUAGAUUCGUCGCCUGGGCUUUCAAUGCCUCCUCCGAUGCCCGACCAGAUGGCCUCAAGCGGAGCUGGACUGAUGGAUGUUGGCUACACUCCGGGACGACCUUCGGGCAGCCCUCGCGAAGUCGUGGCACCUUCACCGUCCUGGGGUUUCGACCAUGCCGAACACGCCGCUAAGUUUAGUCCCCAGUCUGACGAGAGCCGAGAAAAUAUGGAUCUUCGAAGAGACGAAGGAACCGUGGGCGAAAACCAGUCGCUAGAGAUGCAGCGCCCAGACAACGGAGACGAUGCCGGUGAAGAGCCUCUGAUCGAACUGCUGGUAAACUCGACUGGGACUAAGGCGUUAUCGACGGCUGAGCCGUACUUGGUCGCAAGCUCCUACAUAUCGGACGAUGUUAGAGGUGGGAAGCUAUCGUACAUGCCUGAAACUGCCGCUGCUUCGUCAUCGCAUCUGCGCAACGUAGGAGAAAUGGAAGCCUCGGCGCCGUCGCACGCGGCAGCUGGUGGCGAGAGUCGUCGCGUGGAGGUGACCGAAAGGCGCGUCGGAGAACGCGACUCCCUAGUGGCCGCGGCGCGAGACUCUCAGUGUUCCGGUGUACCUCAAGGCUCGGCUUUCCAGAGGGCGCUUACGCUGGCCGCCCUCAUGUGCUACGUGUUCGCCUACGGAGUCAGCUUUGGAACGACUACCUGGCUAAUACUCAGCGAGAUCUUCCCGGCAGCCGUCAGAGGCCGUGCCAUAUCGGUGGCAACCUCCGCAAACUGGGCGGCCAACAUGAGUGUGUCAGCCUCAUUCCUCACAGUGCUGGACAACCUUGGCGUUGGUGACACACUACUGAUGUACUCUGGUGUGUGCAUGCUGGCACUGUGCUUCAUAUUCCUGUGCGUGCCGGAGACCAAGCACAAGACGCUCGAGGAGAUCACCACGGAACUCGAUCAAGGGCUGAUCCGGUGGCGGACGAUCAUUCCGACGCGGUGGGGACGUGCCUCUGACUACACGUUGCGUGGGCCGGCCUGAAGCGUGCGACAAACGCUACAGGUGACGCAAACAGAGAGCGUUGCGGUGGCACCCGUGGAUACCGAGUGCACGUAGCGUUAAGACCAACGAGGAAGAGCUACGGGGACUGCGAGGCCCUUACGCAUCGCACUCUGUCGCAGUUCAGUCGUGCGCGAUCGCUGUCAAGGGACAGUGCGCGCUCGUUCAUGCUGCGUACAAACACGUGACCACAAAGCGAUGCUACAGUGCUGUGCGCAAGCGGUCGUGUUGUCGAGAUUCGGACAUCUCGUUCGGACAGUGUGAAGUCUGCCUUCUUAGACGAUCUUGGACACGGACCACUAUCUACGGCUGCUGCUUCAGUGACCGUCAGUCGGCGAAUGCGGACCGCAGCUUGGUGUUCAGUGUUCACGGUAGAGGAACACGCGCCCAAGUCGCAAAUGUGCUUAAACGUCGACAUAUUUAAAGCUGUCUCUUCUCGUGUGGCCUAGAUAGAGUGGCCCCCCAGUGUACAUUACCACGAAUUCCAUACGGGCGAAUGGUACGCCUAAAUGUCUGUGAAGUUGUACCCUACUGCGAGCAGGAUCGUGGACGCCCGGCCAGGUUAUCCUGACAAAUCGCCCAAACUCUGUGACAUGCGAACCUUUUACUGUGACUCUCUGUUCGUUCAAGGUGAACAGAAUUACACGCUUUUCUUGAAAGAGCAACCCACAAGCA
Messenger RNA from Rhipicephalus microplus (southern cattle tick), 5134 nucleotides. RefSeq names its product solute carrier family 2, facilitated glucose transporter member 10-like. Gene Ontology annotation, cellular component: membrane. Gene Ontology annotation, molecular function: D-glucose transmembrane transporter activity. Gene Ontology annotation, biological process: D-glucose transmembrane transport. The record is from RefSeq and is a predicted model, not a curated record. NCBI's taxonomy places the organism in Eukaryota, Metazoa, Arthropoda, Arachnida, Ixodida, Ixodidae.